Molecule: messenger RNA, 1416 nt
Organism: Vicia faba (fava bean)
Lineage: Eukaryota; Viridiplantae; Streptophyta; Magnoliopsida; Fabales; Fabaceae
Source: the annotation of a GenBank genome assembly
AUGGAAGAAGAAAAUAGCCACAGAAUGUACAACCUCUUCGUGAAGCACUUGAACGGUAAAACCCUAACCCUAUUAUUCCCAUCUCCGAUCCUUUCCGCAACUUCCAUCAAAGAUCGUCUCUUCCAUCUCACCGGAAUCCCAAUCCAACACCAGCGUCUCGUCACCGGUUGCCGCCACCUCAACGACGAUAAAUCGGCGAUAUGCUGUUCGCCGGAAGAAGGAAACAUGUUCCCCUCGGUGCGUCUGCUUCUUCGUCUGAAAGGCGGGAAGGGAGGAUUCGGAUCGUUGUUGCGUGGGGCGGCGACGAAAGCGGGGCAGAAGAAGACGAACAAUUUUGAUGCGUGUAGGGAUAUGAGUGGAAGAAGAUUGAGACAUGUUAAUGCGGAGAAGAGGUUGGAGGAAUGGAGAGAAGGUGAAGAGGAUAGGAAGCUUGAGAAGGUUGCUGAGGAUUUUCUGAAGAAACAGAUGAAGAAGAAUAAGGGGAAGGGGAAGAGUGGUGGUGUUGAGGGUGAGGCUCAGAAGUAUGUUGCUAAAUAUAGGGAACAAUCUGAACGAUGUGUUGCGGAUGUUGCUUUGUCUGUUCAGGAAUCUCUCAGAAAUUCUAAGCGUAAGUCUUCAACAAUAUCGGAAGCUCCUCAUCCUCGCGAUGCCAAGAAAUUGAAGAUAUGGAUGGGGAAGAGGGCACUGAGUGACAGUGACAGUAGUGAUGAUUCUGAUGAAGAUGUUAAUGAUGUUGAGGAAGAAACUGAGAAAUCUGUUUUGUUAAAUAGUCAGAACGAGUCUCGGUUAAACAAAGCUGACGAUAGUUCUGAUUCUGUGACUGGUCUAAAGAGGGAUGGAGGCUCUUCUGGGGUUGGAUCGUGUGAGAGUGGAUCUGAAGAAGAAAAGGAAACAGUUGUAGAAGAAGGCAAAGUGGAAACUGUUGAAGGAUCCCCCCAAAGCAAUGAAACUAUUGAGGCAAAACUGAGUGUUUCUGCUGAACCCAUGAUAAAUGAUGACAUGGCUGAGGCUAAUGCUGUUCCUUGUUCAGAGAUGUUGGAUUCUGGAAUUAGUGCUCAAGAUAUUGUCUGUCAGGAUUACAAGGUUGAUGACACUGUUACUCAAGCCACAGAUCUUGUGAGCUCUGAAAUUGUGCCUAAUGACAUGGAAAUUGACGGUUCUCUUGGGCAUAAACCAGCUGUCAUUGAAGAAAGCGUGCCAAGCACUAUUGUUCCAGCAAAGGAAGAGCCUCUGAAUUUUGAUGCUUUUAAUUCAGCUGCAGAACUUGAGGUUCUUGGAUUGGAAAAGUUGAAGACUGAACUCCAGUCACGGGGACUGAAAUGCGGAGGUACUUUGCAGGAGCGUGCUGCCAGACUUUUUCUUUUAAAAUCGACACCCCUGGAUAAACUUCCAAAGAAACUGCUAGCGAAGAAAUGA